UGUCAAGAAAUCCAUUACCAGGGAACCAGAACUGGCAUUUAUGUCCCACUCAAUAGCUCUUACAACCAGUAUAUAAAGCUUCACAACACAACCAACACAUUCACCAUCUUUACUCUCAACCUAUCCUAAAACAUCUACUCAUUUCUCGCCUGAGACUUCAAUUAUUCACAUAAUUCUUCUUCAAGGGAAAAUGAGCUGGUCUGGAGGAGAUUGGAUGUGUGGUGUUUGCCAGCACAUAAAUUUCAAGAAGAGGGAAGCAUGCCAGAGUUGUGGAUACCCCAAGUAUGGGGGACCUGACCCUUCGACCUACAGAUACAACAGGACUGAAGCUUUGGCAGGGGACUGGUUCUGCAACUGUGGAGGUCACAACUAUGCCAGUCGAUUAAACUGCUACAGAUGUGGUGCAAUGAAAGAUGAUUAUUCUUCAGGAUAUGCCAACAACUCUGGAGGUUAUGGAUCUGACACUUUCCCCCCAGGAUGGAAGACUGGAGACUGGCUUUGCCCAAGACUUGGAUGUGGAGUGCACAAUUAUGCCAGCAGGACAGAAUGUUAUAAAUGCAAAAUGCAAAGGGAUUUUGGUGAGAAAAGUGGUGCAGAUUGAAAGAAGAAACUUCACAAGACCUGCAAUAUCAUUGACUUUUCCCUUGGCGUCUUUCUUAUCCUAACAAUACCCUAUCUUGUUUUCCCUAUGUCAAGUUCUAGAUAAAUCAUGGAUGAAAGCCUCUGUUAGAAUCAUAGCAAUGUUUUUUCAUUAGGAAGGAAUAUGGUAUCCGGCUGUCAUUGUUUCUUGCUAGAUUAUGUACUGACAAGAAGGUUAUGAA
Molecule: messenger RNA, 821 nt
Organism: Vigna unguiculata (cowpea)
Lineage: Eukaryota; Viridiplantae; Streptophyta; Magnoliopsida; Fabales; Fabaceae
Product: RNA-binding protein csdA-like
Cellular component (GO): cytoplasm
Molecular function (GO): mRNA binding
Source: RefSeq, a predicted model, not a curated record